Messenger RNA from Diospyros lotus (date-plum), 1888 nucleotides. RefSeq names its product mRNA-decapping enzyme-like protein. The record is from RefSeq and is a predicted model, not a curated record. Gene Ontology annotation, biological process: positive regulation of catalytic activity; deadenylation-dependent decapping of nuclear-transcribed mRNA; deadenylation-independent decapping of nuclear-transcribed mRNA. Gene Ontology annotation, cellular component: P-body. Bases 162 to 1256 code for a protein of 364 amino acids. Gene Ontology annotation, molecular function: enzyme activator activity; mRNA binding. NCBI's taxonomy places the organism in Eukaryota, Viridiplantae, Streptophyta, Magnoliopsida, Ericales, Ebenaceae. The transcript has 8 exons.
AUCUCUCUCUCUGCUGCCUCUCUCUCUCUCUCUCUCUCUCUCUCUCUCUCUCUCUGUGUGUGUUAUGUAUAAAACUCCAAUUCACAAACCGAUCAGAAACCGAGAGCUCUCCCUCUCUCUCUCCGAGCUGAGUUAGGGUUUUGGGUUUCAGAGAUCGGAAAAUGUCUCAGACCGGGAAAUUGAUGCCAAAUCUGGACCAGAACAGCACCAAAUUACUCAACCUCACUGUGCUUCAGAGAAUAGAUCCCUACAUUGAGGAGAUCCUAAUCACCGCCGCGCACGUCACCUUCUACGAAUUCAAUAUUGAUCUCAACCAAUGGAGUCGCAAGGACGUUGAGGGCUCUCUGUUCGUGGUCAAGAGGAACACUCAGCCGCGGUUCCAGUUCAUUGUUAUGAACAGGCGAAAUACAGAUAAUCUUGUGGAGAAUCUCCUGGGUGAUUUUGAGUAUGAGGUUCAGGUUCCAUAUCUGUUGUAUAGAAAUGCUGCCCAAGAAGUUAAUGGAAUUUGGUUCUACAAUUCCCGCGAGUGUGAGGAAGUUGCAAACCUCUUUAAUAGGAUACUCAGUGCAUACUCAAAGGUGCCUCCAAAGCCAAAAUCUUCUAGUAAAAGUGAGUUUGAAGAACUUGAAGCAGUCCCAACCACUGCAGUGAUUGAAGGGCCACUGGAACCGCCACUCACUGCUCCUGCUUCUACUGGGGUUGCUGAAGAUUCUUCCUUUGUGAACUUCUUCAGUACAGCCAUGAACAUCGGACAUGGUGCUCCAGGUGUGGUAAACUCUGGAUAUCCGACAUCAUCUAGUGUUCCUGCAUCUCGUGUUCCUAGUUUUUCUCCCUCUCCUGUUCCAACUCCUCAAGUUCCAUCUGUUCCCGCUCCUCCAUUGGCUUCAUCCACCACUCCUGUCCCCCUCCAGGACACCCCUGACCCAACCAAGAAUAGCAAUUGGGUUGCCAAUCUUAUCAAGCCAUCUUCCUUCUUCACUCCACCUUCGUCUGCUUUGAUGAAUCCACCUAUCUCCUCGCCGCUGCCUUCUGCUCUUCACCCUCCAUUGAAUCUGCAACGCCACCAUGGUGCUCCAAUUCUUCAACCCUUUCCACCUCCGGCACCACCUCCAUCACUAACUCCCGCAACCACUACUGCUCCAAACUAUGGACUACCUAAUAGAGAGAAAGUUCGCGAUGCACUUCUAAUGCUUGCUCAGGACGAUAAGUUCAUCGACAUGAUCCACCAAGCAUUGCUGAAAAUGCAUCAAUCAUGAAUAAUAUAAGAAGAGGCAAUUAGAGUGCUCUGUAAAUGUGUUGCAUUGCAGAUCAAGACGCAUGUAAGGUGGUAUUUGUAUAGCCUGGUUUUGUGGGUUUUGUUGGUAAUAGUGGCUAGCUAGCUAGUAUGGACUGCACUUCGCCCGCUCGGAUCUAUAUUUCUAGAUGCUCCUUUCUUCUCUGAACGCAGUUGUGUUAGUCUAAUGUGUGCCUGUGGACUUUUAUUUGAGGAAGCAAUGUAUAAACUGACAUUUGGUCCCAUGAUCUUUGCUCUCGCUCUCAGCCAUCCGCUCUACCAAAGUGUCCAUGCUUUUGGCUUCAUCACAAUUUAAGUCGACUCGAUCCAACCAUUUCAAGUUGCAUCCAAGUCCUUUUUGGGGGUGGGUUCAUGUUGCGAUCAUAAUGCCAACAUGUGUAAAGCAUUAAUGUAACUGAUUCAGUGUCAGAAUGUUACAGUGAUUUGAGUUAUAAUAGAAGAAAAUUUCAGGUUAAAGAAAUGUGAUGGGUUGAAGUGUACGGAAAUAUUAUAUUAUUUGGACACUGAGAGGACUGAUAUUUGGUGUGAUCUUUUUGUAUUUGUGCAUUGUAUUGUAUGUUAAAAGAGCAACAAUUAAUAGUUUUAACACCUUUU